Molecule: messenger RNA, 3429 nt
Organism: Pyricularia oryzae 70-15
Lineage: Eukaryota; Fungi; Ascomycota; Sordariomycetes; Magnaporthales; Pyriculariaceae
Exons: 5
Coding region: 1-3429 (1142 amino acids)
Biological process (GO): translation
Cellular component (GO): mitochondrial small ribosomal subunit
Molecular function (GO): structural constituent of ribosome; methyltransferase activity
Source: RefSeq, a predicted model, not a curated record
AUGACCGUCCACGUCACUUCAGCAGCGCAAUGGCGCCAGAUACUCAGCUCAUCCAGCGUUGUCAUUACCGACUUCUACGCUGACUGGUGCGGUCCAUGCAAGAUGAUUGCGCCGACUUUCGAAUCGCUCUCGACCAAGUACUCGAAGCCGAAUAGGAUCACAUUCUGCAAAGUCGACGUCGACAGCCAACGCGAGAUCGCCCAGCAGUAUGCCGUCAGCGCCAUGCCCACAUUCCUCAUCCUGAAGAGUGGAUCCGUCGUCGAGACCAUCAAGGGUGCCAACCCUCCCGCCCUGACGGCCGCAGUUGAGAGGGCAGUCAAGCUGGCCGGCCCUGCCACCGGCGGAGGUGCGGCUUUCUCCGGUGGCGGUCAGAGGCUGGGUGGCGGAGGUGGACCAUCUGGCACCAGGUCUGGCCCGCGACAGUUUCAACGGCCAGGGAACUGGGACUUGAAUAGCAUCAUCAACUCGAUCAUCGUGUUCUUUGGUCUAUACUUUGUGUCGCUAUUCUCUUUCGAUCCGUACAAAGCCGCGGAGUCGUCAAAAUACAACAUCAAGAACCCUCCGGCCCGUUCUGCCAACGUCAAGCCUGCAGGCUCAGCGGGGGCCAGACCAGGCCAGUCGAGGCAGGACCUGCUUCACCUCUUCGAAUAUGGAUUCACUGGUCCUCUAGCUGCACGCAGAGCUCCAAGCUCAAUGCGCACCGCGUCGCUUCGACAAUACCACGCGACUAGGAUUGGAAUUACCUCCAGUCAGCAGAGAAACUUGUCGACAACGAGGUCCUUGAACCAGACACCGCCAGAAACGCCAGCAUCUUCUCAGGGACCCUCGCAAUCGGCCACUGAACAAGCAGCUCCUGCAGACACCCAGAAGACGACUUCAGAAGAUGCACCCCUAGAAUACCCUGAACGACCUGAAGGGGAAGCAACACCAGAGGAGAUCGAGCAAUUCGUGCGCGAGACCAAGGCCACCUUUGGAGAUACUCUGCCACCCCACUUCCUUUAUGAGGAGGAAUACCAGGUGUACCAGCGGCUCUUUGGACCCCCGUUGCGCGCGACCGAGCCAGAGGACAUUGGCAUUGGUAGCAUUGCCGUAGAAGAUGGCGUCGAUUCCAACGGCGAGCCAGGACACCGAGGUCCCGCGCUUCUCCGGGAGGACGGCCAAGGAGGCCUUGAGGAGGUUGAAUAUACCCCGGCCCUGAAGACCCGCGAGGCUGCAGAUGCGGAAGCCGGCGAAGAGACCGAUGCCGACCUCGAGGCCGACCUCGAGGCCCUCAACAACGACCCACGCAUCAAGUAUCUGCAGGGUGUGGCAAAGAAUCAGCGUCAAUAUGAGGCCCUUCUUCAACUCCAGGCCGAUUUCGAGGCGGCCAGCCUCCAGUCGCUGCUUGACGAGGAUGCUAAAAUAGCCGCCGCCGAAGCCGAAAUGGUUCAGGCGGCGCAGUCCGAUGACGGUGCAACGGCCGAGCAGGUCAAGGAAUUUUCAUGGGACGUCCAAGCAGGGGAGGAACUGGAUGCGGCUGCCUACAAGGCUCGUGAGAUGGACCAGUGGGAUGAGGGGCACAGAGAAACCGACCGCCUCCACGAGCUGACCCUUGAGGGGCAAUCCAGGACCAACCCAAGCACCAUCUUUAUCCCCAAGGAGAGCAUUAUUGAGCCCAUCACAAAGCUCUUGAAGAGGACGGAUCCGAAGCACGUCAAGGAAGCAGCAGAGACCGUGUUCGGUGGACCAGGGCUGCCUUACUCUGCCCGUACGCCGUACAAUAUGAGGAACGCAAAGCAGGUCGGAGUUGCGCUGCGGGCUACCGAUCACCGCAUGUCGGAGAUCGAGGCCGAUGCUUACAUGGCGACAGUCCUGCCAACUACCUACUCCACCAUCACUAGUAUACUAUCGGAAGUUCGUAAGAGGUUGGGUACCGAGUGGCUUCGCGGACUGAUGCAAAAGAACGAGGGCAAAGGCCCACGAGUUCUGGAUGUGGGAGCAGCUGGCGCGGGCCUGCUCGCCUGGCAGCAUGUUGUUGAGGCGGAGUGGGGGGUGAUGCAGUCGGAGGGCAUCUGGAACAACCUCGAGGCUCCCAUCGGAAAGAGAACGGCGCUUGUUGGCAGCAACUUCUUGAGGCAUCGAGUCUCCCAACUAUUGGAGAACACAACCUUCAUUCCUCGGUUGCCCGAUUACCUACACUCGGCCGUGAACGUCUCCAAGCACAUCGAUGCACCGGCUGAGCCCAAGGAGAGGAAGACGUACGACGUUAUCAUCAUGUCCCACAUCCUGAUGCCGCUCGACAAGCAGUUCAAGCGUGAGGCUUUGCUCGACAAUCUCUGGUCCCAGCUGAAUCCCGACGGCGGUAUCCUGAUUGUGAUGGAGAAGGGACAUCCGCGUGGUUUCGAGGCUGUGGCAGAUGUGCGCAUGCGUCUUUUGGACGAGUUCAUUGUCCCUCCCGGCUCUACAUUCUCUAGCAAGUCCACUGGCGCGGACGUGGAGGACCAUAUUCAAACCAAGGAAGCAAAGGAGAGGGUGCGUGAGCAUGGUAUGAUCAUCGCGCCAUGCACUAACCACAAGACAUGCCCCAUGUAUCAAACGCCCGGCUUCACCUUUGGUCGCAGAGACUUCUGCCACUUUUCGCAACGCUUCAUCCGCCCGCCCUUCUUCCAAAAGGUCCUUGGCGGCGUCCAUCAGAACCACGAGGAUGUCGACUACAGCUACCUCGCCGUGCGCCGCGGUGGUGGCCAGUCUGCAGAGUCGUCGUCCACCGAAGCCACCACCGCCGGCGACAUGGACACCAACACCAGAAAAUCGCCCCCAGGCGGCCCGUGGCAGGGCAAAGAGGCGACGGAUCGUGCCUUUGAGGGCUACGGCAAGAAGGGUGAGGCACCACCGUCGAUGCUGUCCCUCCCGCGCAACAUCCUCCCGCCUCUGAAGCGGACGGGCCACGUUGUCAUGGACGUGUGCACCCCGGACGGGAACAUUGAGCGCUGGACGGUGCCCAAGUCCCACGGAAAGCAGGCGUACCACGACGCGCGCAAGGCCCGAUGGGGUGACCUGUGGGCCCUCGGUGCCAGGCAGCGUGAGCUCCGCAAGGUCAGGCUAGGGAAGCCCGGCACUGAGGUGCUCAAUGAUCGCGCCAACCCGCUCGGCGGCAAGGGUGAUGGUGGUGUGCGGGCGCGUCGGGCGCUCGCGCAGGCGCAGGCCAGGAGCCAGCUCGACAAGAUCAACCUCGACGUGAGCCAGACGGGCAACAUCGAGGGCGCGUCCAACAAGGCCCGGCAGCACCAGGUCGAGAGGAGAACCAAGAAGGGCAGACUGCCGCCCAAGCAGUCGGAGCUGGACAGGCUGAAGAAGGAGAGCAACGAGGAUGAGUUUGAUGACGACGAGGACAUGGAUCCUGAGGUGGCCAAGGCGCUUCGUGAGAUGGAACAGGGCGGUAGGCGAUGA